Anopheles cruzii is the source of this 919-nucleotide messenger RNA. RefSeq names its product tubulin-folding cofactor B (gene TBCB). Lineage: Eukaryota; Metazoa; Arthropoda; Insecta; Diptera; Culicidae. Gene Ontology annotation, molecular function: microtubule plus-end binding; alpha-tubulin binding. Gene Ontology annotation, cellular component: microtubule plus-end; nucleus; cytoplasm. The transcript has a single exon. The coding region runs from base 47 to 775 and encodes 242 amino acids. Gene Ontology annotation, biological process: cytoplasmic microtubule organization; tubulin complex assembly; post-chaperonin tubulin folding pathway. The record is from RefSeq and is a predicted model, not a curated record.
CAUCCUUCUGGAACAACACGCCGGAACAGAAUUAAAUCCUACCGGCAUGACGAAUAUCGGCAACGGCGGAGAGACCUCCGAUUCGGUCACUAUCAACAUUUCCAAUUCGCACAACGAUGCCAUUUCGUUCGAACGCAAGUACAGCCGCUCGCAGACGGUAAACGAGUUUAAAGUGAAGCUGGAACCGAUCACCGGCGGAUCUGCCGGAACGAUGCAGCUGGAGCUGUACAGUGGGGAUCGGUUGGUGUGUAAGCUGGACAGCGACAGCCGACUGCUCGGAUCGUACCCGGUCGAAGACGGCAUGAGGGUACACGUGAUCGACCACUUCCAGUUCGUCCAGGAGAACGUGGCCAAGUUUGAGCUCAGCACGGAGGAGUACGACAAGAAGUCGGACAGUGUUCGGAGCUUCCUGCGGAAGAACAAGCUCGGCAAGUACAACGAGGCGGAGAUGGCCAAACUGGAGGAGGAUCGCAAGCGCCAGGAAGCGGAAGACCAGAAGAAGAUCGACGAAACCGCGGUCGGUGCAAGGUGCCGGGUCACCACCAAGGGGCACCCCACCCGGCUGGGAACGGUCCUGUACAAGGGGGAACUCGAGGGUAAGCCAGGACUUUUCUUCGGCGUAAAAUUCGACGAACCGCUCGGAGUGAACGAUGGCAGCGUCAACGGGAAACGAUAUUUCGACUGUCCGCCCAAAUAUGGUAGCUUCGUAACGCUGAAAGCGGUCGAGGUGGGCGAUUUUCCUCCGGAAGAGUUCUCGCUGGACGAUGAGCUGUGAAAGGCCAUUCCAUUUCGUUCGACACUUUGCCCGAAGCCUUUGCGGUGUGUGGCACAAAUUAUACACAUUCUACCCUUUUUCACACGCAAACUAUUUAUAACGCAACUAAGUUACGGAAUUCGACUGGGUUAUCAACUAAUAAUA